AUGCAAGUCCUCCUCCUGUUGUUGCUCCCGUUGGUUCUCCUAAUCGUCCGGCGUGCAACGCCGCCGAUCAAAGCACGCCUGUCCACCCUCAAGUCUGGCAUAGCACGUGCACGUAAGCCAGUUAUCAUCAAGGACUUCGCCACGGCGCACCACCUGCUCGUCCGGGGCAGCCGCAUGCCGUCCGCGUCACCCAGCGCCAUCAUCACCGGCCGCCGCUACCACAACAUCAUUUCGGCACCCUCCGGCGGCCAGCUCUGGCGCACCCUCCGCCACAACCUCACCUCAGGAGUCGUCCACCCGACGCACUUGCACCGCUACGCGGCCGCGCGGCGCCAGGCGCUACGUGGCCUCGUCGCGGACCUCAGGGAGCAGCAGCUCACCGACGGCGUGGCGCUCGCCGCGGAGAGCAUCCGCGACGCGGUAUUUGGCCUCGCCUCUACCAUGUGCUUCGGCUACGGCGUUGACGCCGGUGUGGUUCGAGCCAUGGCCGACGUCCAGACCAAGCUCAUCCUAUCCUUGCCUGCGCUGCGCACGUUCGCGGCCGGGCCGUUAACGUUCCCGGCGGUGUCUAGGCUAAUCUACCGCAAGCGGUGGAGAAAGCUGGCCGGGAUACGGCAGAAGCAGGAGGAGCUGUACCUCCCGCUCAUCGACGGCUGCCGCAGACAUCGCCGGGACUCUGACGAGACACCAAGUUAUGUACACACGCUCCUGGACCUCCAUGUCCCGGUAGAAUUCGAAGCAGACGACCACAACAGCGGAGGCAAGCAAAGGCAGCAGCGGAGGCUCGAGGACGGUGAACUCGUGGGACUCUGCUCGGAAUUUCUUGGUCAAGUAACUGAAUCCACAGCCGCGGCGCUGCAGUGGAUCAUGGCGAACCUAAUCAGGCACCCAGACAUACAGCAGGCCAUCCGGGAGGAGAUCAACGCUGCUGUGGACGCCGACGCCGAGGAGAUUGGGGAGGAGGUUCUUGGGAAGCUAGACCACCUCAACGCUGUCAUCUUGGAGACACUGAGGCUGCAUCCCACAAUCAUGUGGGUAUUUAGGCAGGUGAUGGAAGAAGACCAAGUGGUUCAUGAUGGCCAACGUAUUCCUACGGGCACCGACAUAAUGUUCUUAUUAGAGGCACUGGGACGAGACAAGGCAGUGUGGGAUGACCCUGAUGAGUUCAAGCCCGAACGUUUCCAUGGAUGUGGAGGUGGAGAGAGCACUACCAAGAACCUGCAGUCCAUGGCCGCGGAGAUGAAGAUGAUGCCUUUUGGGGUCGGCAGGAGGAUGUGCCCUGCUAUAAGCGUCUCGCUGCUCCACAUCAGCUAUUUCGUGGCAAACCUUGUGAGGGAGUUUGUGUGGGAGGAAGUGGAGGGUGAGCAUGCCGUGCAAUUCCAGACGGACACCAGCAUCAUGUUUUUCAACCGCAUGGCGCGUCCACUGCGCGCUCACCUUGUGCCUCGCCGGCCGGAGGCCAAAAAGAUUUGUCAUUAA
This is a messenger RNA of Miscanthus lutarioriparius, 1479 nucleotides long. NCBI's taxonomy places the organism in Eukaryota, Viridiplantae, Streptophyta, Magnoliopsida, Poales, Poaceae. The record is from the annotation of a GenBank genome assembly.